AUACCAUUAUAAAAUAAAACGACAUCGUAGCGACUUAUGCAAGCGGCGAAGUCACCAUUUUCAUGCCAAACUGUUAGCCAUCUAAACUUAAUUAAUUUAGCUUCCAGCCAAUGAUAUCUUGACACUUGGCAUCAUUAAAAACAGGCACUAGCGGUUAGUUUGUUCGAGGACUUUUAAUAUUGUGAAGCCGGGGAAACCGAAUUCAAAAUUUCAGAACACGAAUCUGUUAUUUACUCCUCAAUAAUCUUCUUCUUCCUUCUCUAAUUCCAUUCCUCUCUGUAUAUCCUUCUCAUUUGGGGGUUAGGGUUAGGGUUUCUAGAAUUCGUCGUUUUAUGUGCGUCGAUUGGAAGUCCCAGGUUAAUCCGACCGAUGAUUGUGGAGGCCUCGGAAGAAAUGGAGAGAGCCGCUGUAGAAAACCUAGAUUUCUUCCGGCGUAUUAUUGAUUGGAUCGACGAUUUAGGAGAAGCUGUUAUACGAAACAUUCUCAGUCGGCUGCCGGCCAAACCAUUCGCAUCGGCGGCGUGUGUUAGCCGUUCAUGGAACACUAUCUGCAAUAGCAUACUUUCCUUCCCUAAACUCUCAUCUGCCGUCUCUUUUAACCCUUCACUUGAGAAAGCUUUGAACGAGGUUGUGGAAAAGGUUCUGAUGGAACCAAUUCGCCCUCAUUUCGUAUUGGCCUCUAUUGGUCCCUGCUUUAUCUUGCAAGCAGCUCUACGACGGAUUGAAGGGAUAUUUGGUUCCAAGAUUCCUAUUAUUAUCAAUGUGGCUGAGGGAGUCAUUGGCAGGGAUGUGCGUACAGAUAAGUUUGUAGAGGUACAAUGGGCACUUUCGGCAGCAAAGAAGAAAUAUUCUUGGCCUACUGACACUCAGCCAACAGCGACCUGCGGCAUGAUAUUGACAGUUGGAUUUUUGCCAGGACUGAAGGUUCAUUUAGUUCCUUUAUUCCAAAGUGAGGGACCUCAAAGCCUUUUUGUUGACAAAUUUGUUAUGGAUAUUAGAGAAGUUGCAUCAGCUGUUUCCCAUUCUUCAUCUCCUGCCGGAAUCAUGUUGUUUGCUGACCGGAAAACAAACAUCUUACCCGUUCUUCAAAAAACUGAAUAUGCAUUUCCCAAGGAUACAUUCAUUGUGGGUGAUGGAGGUAGUGAAUUAAUAUUUCGAAUCAGUGAAACUACUACCGUGCCACCAGAUUCCACGUUUGCUGCAGUUGCCCUAUUGUUCACAAGGGAUAUAAACAAGCCUUUAGGUAUCGGGGAAAUUCAAUUUCAUGUCAUGUUAUCAACUGGCGUAACAGCAGUUGGUCCUGUAUACAAGAUACUCUCUGUUGAAGAUCACGGAACUUCAACUUGCUUCACUGCAACGAGAGACACAAUUCCUGAGCCUUUUGAGGGUGAAGCUAUUUUACAUGAUAUCCUUGAUGAGCUUUUGCCCAAAGGAAAAACGAAAAGAGUUCAACAUCUAAAUUUUGUCACAAUUGCUUCGUUACUGAUUCAUCUAACAAGGAUACCUGUGACAGUCAAAUUCAUCGCACACUUGGUGAACCAGCGUGUAGCUCACGAGCUUAUUGCUCUCGAGCUGCUGACUCUGCUUCUGGAGAAUCCAACCGAUGACAGUAUUGAAGUGGUUAUGGGCUUCGUUACAGAAUGUGGGUGCUUUCUCCAUGAAAUAAAGGACGAGACAGAGACGAAUUUGAUUGAUCUUUUCGAAGAACUAUUUACUUGA
Molecule: messenger RNA, 1719 nt
Organism: Erythranthe guttata (spotted monkey flower)
Lineage: Eukaryota; Viridiplantae; Streptophyta; Magnoliopsida; Lamiales; Phrymaceae
Source: RefSeq, a predicted model, not a curated record